Messenger RNA from Haliotis rufescens (red abalone), 1162 nucleotides. RefSeq names its product dynactin subunit 3-like. Lineage: Eukaryota; Metazoa; Mollusca; Gastropoda; Lepetellida; Haliotidae. The record is from RefSeq and is a predicted model, not a curated record. Gene Ontology annotation, biological process: cytoskeleton-dependent cytokinesis. Gene Ontology annotation, cellular component: dynactin complex. The coding region runs from base 28 to 612 and encodes 194 amino acids. The transcript is spliced from 8 exons.
CUAGAGCACAUCACUAGUGUAGAAAAGAUGGCGGCCACCUGUCAAAUUGAUGUGUUAGAAAAGAGAAUUGAGAGUCUAGAAGCUCUCGUUUUCGGCAACGCUGAUAAAGAUGCGUUGUACCCAAAGGAUUCCAGCCUAGGUCCACAGUGUAUAGACAAUUUGUCCAACAUCCAGAGCAAGGUGUUUGCUGCUACAGCAGGCAGGAAGAAGAUACCCAAAGCGUAUGAACGAUUGUCUGACCUCCGGAGCUACCUCGACCCUUCCUAUACCGAGGAGCUGACCACGUCGGAUGACACCAAGGCUGAAAUCAUCCUUGCAGAGGCGGACUUCCUUCGUGAGCAGGCAGCUCGACUGGAGAAGAUGCAGAGCAUGGAGGAGCUGUUUGACAGUGAACAUAUAAAGGCUGCCCCCAAACUGGCAGGGAAACUGCACGAGCUCAGUCAGCUGCAGAUCAAACAACAGGACCAAGCCUCCCAGUUUAAUGAUGAAGCCAGAUCCUGUUUAGAAGCCUACAACUCAAUUGUAACAUUGUUAUCGAAGCAGUUUAUCCAGUGGGAUGAAAUUCUAACGAAAGCAGAGAUAGCUGCCAAGCCAAGGAAGUCCAUGGACUGAUGAGGACCAAACAGCAACACCCUGGCUUCCUGUGCAAUCUGAAUAGUCUCCUAAUUUAUUCUCAGCCAUUUCUUCACAUCACUUUAGUAAACAGAUUUAGGUGAAUGUUUUUAAAACCUUUUUGCUUACUUUAUGAAAUGUGAAUUCUUAUUGUCAUUUCUAAUUUUGUUUCUUUUUGAAGGGGGGCGGUAGGGUAGCCUAGUGGUUAAAGCGUUCGCUUGUUACGACAAAGAUCCGGGUUCGUUUCCUGACAUGGGUACAAUGUGUGAAGCCCAUUUCUGGUGCCCCCCCCCCCCCCCCCCCACUGCUGUGAUAUUGCUGGAAUAUUGCUAAAAGCAGCGUAAAACCAUACUCACUCACUCACUCACUCACUCUUUUUGAAACAUUUGUUGAUAACAAAUAGGACAAAUAUGCGGAGAAGGUAUCAUUUUGUUAAAGUUAUUGUAGAUGCUGUGUACAUUCUCUGUAUUUUUAACUGGCAUUGUUGAUGCUUUGUUGUCAUCUCUUGUAAAUAUCGCUAUGCAUAUAUAUCAUUAAAAUAUUGUCAUGA